This is a messenger RNA of Ceraceosorus bombacis, 3121 nucleotides long. NCBI's taxonomy places the organism in Eukaryota, Fungi, Basidiomycota, Exobasidiomycetes, Ceraceosorales, Ceraceosoraceae. The record is from the annotation of a GenBank genome assembly.
AUGGGACCCAGUAUACAGCCUCAGACUGCUCCUGGAAAUGGAGCCGGUGCGAACAAUGGCACAACCACAAUUUCUCGAAAGCGGCCUACAUCACCAAGCAAAGAGAUCGUUGGCGGGGGAGCUGGAGACAAGCGGGCACGUGGUGACGCGGGCCCCUCAAAUGCGAACAAGAGCGUAAAUCCGCAGCAUCAGAGUCAGGAAGACUACAACAAACUUGUUAAGAGCGUCCAUGGACCGCUUCCCGAGACCGCUGCGUGGGGUGAUGAAGCGACAAAGUUAGUAUCCUUUGGCGAUGUGCUGGGCACAUUCCGCAUCUGCUCAGACUGCUAAUGACCCCGUUCUCACCACAUGAGCAGGCUCGAUGUGUACGUAUGGGACUACCUCACGCGGCGAGGAUUUCAUGGCUCUGCAAAGACGCUCGUGAGCGAGGCUGGGAUGGUAGAAAUCCCCCAGGUCCCUCUUCGCACCCCUCAAGGUCUCUUGUUCGAGUAAGUGGCUCUCUCGGACGCGACUGCCAUCCGCCCACGUAUCCCUCACGAAUAAAUUCACCAUCCGUAUUCCUAUUAAGGUAUUGGGCAAUUUUUUGGGACGUUUUUGCCGCGCGCAAUGGGCGAGGGUCUGCUGAGGCCACCGCAUAUCACGAGUUCAGAGAGCAGCAGCAGGAACGUCAGGUGGCGACGAGGCGCGUCGAGAGCCAACUCGCUCAAGGUGUCCCUCCCUCAGAGACUGCUCGCUUCCCAAACAUCGUUGUCGGUGCAGGAGGACAGCCACGAAGCUCCAUUGCUGGUGCGCCUUCAGCAGGUCCCAACGGUCUCGAUCACAACGCAGGACGGCCCAACAUCCCUGCUCUCGCUGCUUUGACUCCACAGCAACAGCAAGCGCUACUGUUCAAUGCUGCAGCCAGGCAGGGGCUCUCCCGAGAAGAAGCACUCGCUUUAGCGCCUCAAACCAAGCUAGGACUCGUACAAGGUGCUUUGGCAAACGCUCGGCAAGGUAUGGAUGCUCAGAGUAGGAUGCAGCAAUCGCAGCAAAUGCUAGGCAGGCACUUGCAAGCCCAGCGUCAACAAGGCGCGGGCUCGCCAGUCGCUGGGAGUGCGACCUUGCCAGAGCACGCAGGUGGCUCCGCGUUGCAACGGCCAGGACAACCGCGACCUCCCCAAAUGCCAGGUAUGCAUAGCUCUCCAGUAUCUCAACACUCGGGUAUGGGCUUGCCACCCGGCGUCAACGCGCCCCACAAUGCGCAAGGUGGUCCGAAUGUGGAUGGAAGGCGAUCAGUGGGUCCGAAUCAGACGCCUUCUUUACAGGGCAGUCAUCCUGGCACGCCGGCACCGAAUCCAACGCAACAACUGCUGCCGCCAGGUCUCUUGUCUCAUGGCGGUCUCCCUCUUUCGGCAUCGCAAUCCGACAUAGAGGGGCCUGACGGUCAGAGAUAUCCACUCUUGUCAAACCAGCAAAUGUUCUGUGAGUCUCGAAGUGUCGCCUCCCGUUUAUCAGGUCUCUUGCUGAAAUCUUUCUUUUGCACGCCGCGACAGCCGUUAUAUCUCAAAAUUCUCUUUUGAUGCAGCAGGUACGGCAGCAGCAGCAGCAACAACCACCGCCCGGCCACGUGGUGGACGAGGCACAGCGUAGCAAGAAUAUCGCAUCCUUGGAAGGAAGGCGUAAGCAUCUUGAAGCUAUGAUUAAGGCUCAGCCCAACCACCAGGAGCAUCUUCGGUUAUGGCAGGAAGGGCAGAUCCGUCACAACAGACAGGGCCACGCCUCUCCCAUCUCCGCCGGAGGCGGCCCUCUGCACGGAAUGAACGGGAUGGUGCCAGGCGCGAACCCCGGCAAUCAGCCCGGGCAGCCACAAAGGGGCCGCAUGACACCGGCUAUGGCGACCAGCGAUCCCAAUCUUAUGAUGAGCAUGAUGGGCGGAGGUGGUGGACCGAAUCCCUUGACGAAUGGUAUGCCAAGAGCCGGACCACCAGGAUCCAAUUUCGCGCAGCACGGCGUGAAUGCGUUCCCGAAUAUCCAGCAGAACGGGCCCUCACGAGACGGCUACGGUCCACCGCACCAACCUGGCCAGCCUCAGCUUGAUGGUGAAGAGGGUGCUCAGCAGCGUACGCAACCCGCUUUUGCGAAUCCCUUCGCAGCAGGACCGCAGCACCCUCAAGGACAGCAACAGGCGCAAUUCCAGCGACCGGGAGGAGCACCGCCAGGCGACGAUCCUCAGGGAAGCAAUAUGACGCAGGCUCAGCAUAGUCUCGGGCUUCCUGGCCAGCACCAAGGCGCUACGCCUGGGUCAAGCGGUCCACAAGGUCCGCAGUUUGGUAUUCCCCAAACGCAACGACCCGGAAUGGCGCGACAAGCAAGCGGAAUGGGACCACCCACAGUUCCCGCCGCCAGUCCACGUGCGCAACCUGGCAACGUUGGCGCCUCACCUGCUUCAACCACUGCUGGCGCGACACCCAAGGGAGCCGCAGCAGAGAAGAAGAAAAAGGAAACGAGGGCGAGGGUGAGUUGUUUGAUCGUCGAGAUUCGAGAUGACUUCUUUGUCGAGUGUACGUAGCUGAGAUGCAAAUACACCGACCUCGGAAAUUUGUAGAAAAACUCCAAAGCUGCCAAUAAGACACCAGUCAUCGGCUCGGCGAGUAUAGCGACUGGCGUCGCCGGAGCCAACGCUGCGACUCCGAUUGCGCCGACACCAGGCAGCUCGAGCAUACCAACGCCCGGACGCGAUGCGCUCGGCGCAAGUAUGCCUGACAAGGGCGGUCCGCUUGCUGCUGGCGGAGAUCCUACCAGCUCAGAUCCCGCAGGUCAAGCACCGCAAGCGAGCGGACCUCCCCACCCAAUGGACUUUCUUGGGACGAACGCUGCAAACGGCCAAGGCAACGCGUCCUUCGACGCCUCCAAUCUUUUUUCCACCACCGCAGGGGCUACUGGCGCCGGUGGCCAAACAGAUUCAUCGGGCAACGUGGCGGACUUUUCCGCAAUCUUUGCAAACGACCUUGGAGAUAUGUUUGGCAUGGGCGACUUCGGCUCUGCCAUGGGCGGCGAUUCUGGUCAGACAGGCAAUGGGUCCCUCGCCAAUACCACAGAUUGGGACUUUACAUCCGGCUUCUUCACCAAUGACGGCUCGUAA